AUGCACUACCCCGGCGAGCGCUGCCUGCCGGGCCCCAAAUUCCUCCCCGAGUUCCUCCCUCCGUGCCAGGCCCACCCCGAGCCCUUCGCCAACACCUGCCACCCCCUGAGCAUCACCAAGGGCCCCGCGCCGCGCUGGGGACAGAGCUGUCCCCAAGCCGCCACCGCCGUGUCGCUGCUGCCGUGCCAGCCGCUGGUGCAGAAGUGCCUCCUGCUCUACCCCGAGCCCUGCGAGACCACCCGGCUGCUGCCCGGCCCGAGGGUCUCCGCUGUGCCCCAGACCCCGAGGAGCGACAAGAAACGCGCGGCGCGGAGCCUCCCGCCGUGCGCCCCGCGCUGCCCCGAGCCCGGCCGGCUGCGCUUCCCCCCGUGCGGCAUCCGCGGCUCCUCCGCCUCCUGCCGGGCCGAGUGCCGCCCGCGCAAGGCGGCCGCGUGUCCCCAGCGCUGCCCCGAGCUGAGCGGCGGCUGCUACUCGCUGCCCCUCCGCGGUGCCACCGAGUGUCCCCCGCAGCAGAGCGUCACCCGCUCCUUCCUGCGGGAGCAGCUGGCCGGGGCGGUGCCCCCGCACCGCUGCUCCAAGGGGUACCCCACGCAGGAAUUUGGCACGGGGUGCUACUCGGAGCAGCAGCUGAGCGUCACCAGGGUCACCAAGGAGUGUCCCCCGCUGACGGGGGCGGCCAAGGGGUCGCCGCGGCUUGAGGGGAGCAAGGGCAGGAGCUGCUCGGCGCAGCACCUGAGCAAGUCCCGCUGUGGUCACCAUCAUCAUCACCACCGGGGUACCCCGAGACCCUCCCGGCUGGUCCCGGCCGGGGCCAAGCGCUCCGGGCACUCCAAGAAAAGCCGCAGCGCUUCCAAGUGGCUCUGGUGA
This is a messenger RNA of Melospiza georgiana, 867 nucleotides long. RefSeq names its product DBF4-type zinc finger-containing protein 2 homolog. NCBI's taxonomy places the organism in Eukaryota, Metazoa, Chordata, Aves, Passeriformes, Passerellidae. The record is from RefSeq and is a predicted model, not a curated record. Bases 1 to 867 code for a protein of 288 amino acids. The transcript has a single exon.